Molecule: messenger RNA, 967 nt
Organism: Marchantia polymorpha subsp. ruderalis
Lineage: Eukaryota; Viridiplantae; Streptophyta; Marchantiopsida; Marchantiales; Marchantiaceae
Source: the annotation of a GenBank genome assembly
GCUCAUCUGAUCUUCUUUGUUUCAAGAUAACCUCCCCUUCGAAUUCAGCCGUGUUUAUUAGCUCUAGACGAAUCGGAAGAGAGGUUGAGAUGGAGUCCUCGAGAAAGGUAGUAAUUCAAGCUCUUAUCGGGUGGGUUCUGCUUCUUGGUCUCAUCAGCGGGGCAGCUUGUCAAUCUGCCUGGGUUAAUCCACACAAUACUGCUCGAUCAAUAGUCGGAGUUGCGAACAUUAUAUGGAGUCCGACUUUAGCUUCUUUCGCUGCCCAGUGGGCCAACGAUCUAGCGUCUCGAGGUUGUCCCCUGCAACAUCGCCCAAACAAUCCGUAUGGAGAAAACAUCUUCUGGGCCAGUUGGUCGAGCACCCCAGCCGACGCUGUCAAUGCAUGGGUCGGUGAGAAAAUCUACUACAACUAUGCGACCAAUACUUGUGCAGCAGGUCAAAUAUGCGGUCACUACACUCAGGUCGUGUGGAGAAAAUCUAUAGAAGUGGGUUGCGCAAGUGCUGCAUGCCCUAACAACGGUGGCACCAUCUCCGUCUGCAACUACAAUCCUCCCGGCAACUACGUUGGACAGAAACCUUACUGAAUGUCUGACAGUAUGUUGAAGCGAUCUUGACAUGAUGAUGGAUUUCGCGCUUUCAAGGUUAAAGCCUGCUGGACUCAGUAUUGUCAUGGACGAUCCGUUACUGUGGUUCGAUGUCCAAGCUCGAUCUAGUAUAUGCAGCAAGAGAUUACGAGCUAAUACCUGACCAGAGUCAUUGAAGUAAUAAAUCAGGUUCUUAAUACAUAUGAUAGAGUGAUGAACCUUCUUAUGUGACGUGAUAUGACUACGUGAUCCAGAUACUAAAUGGCAUCUGCAUCGCUGGCUAAUCCAAGGACACCAUAUAAAUAACUCUGUCUUGGCUUUGGCAAACACCCAGAAGAAAAUAUGGUUCACAAAACAGUCGGUAAGAUUACCGAAAAGGGUCU